UGUGCUGGGUGGUCGAUCAGCUGAACAAUGGUCAGAUCCUGGUGGAGAUCCCAGAUCCUCAGCCAGGCGGCCCGAGCCCGCGCUGCCCGGCUCGGGCCGGCCGCCAGCUGACUCCUUUCGCCAUCCCUCGUGUCCCACGCGGCGCGCUUUCUCCAGCGCCCGGGCGCGCCAGCCAAUGCGCCCGGGCCUCGGCAGCUGCUCCCCGGCCAGGGCGCUCUGGGCCAGCUCUGGCGCCGGGCGCUCGUGAUUGGCGGCCCCCAGCCCCAGCCCAGCGUGCCCUCUUACCCGGGGCGAAGUCCAGUCCCCGCCCGCUGCCUGGGCUCUGCCCCCUCCUCUCCGCCCAGCCGGUGCCCGGGGCCCGGAUCCGGCCGAGCACUUCCCUCAGGGGCCGCAGAGCAGCAGGGUGCAGGCGGCUGUGGUUGGCGCGGUCCUCGGCCGGCCGGGCCAUGAAGGUCGAGUUUGCGCCGCUCAACAUCCCGCUGACGCGGCGGCUGCAGACGGCGGCGGUGCUGCAAUGGGUCCUGUCCUUCCUGCUGCUGGCGCAGGUGUGCAUUGGGAUCAUUGUGAUGUUGAUCAUCCACAACUAUUGGUUCCUUUACAUCCCUUAUUUGACGUGGCUUUACUUUGACUGGAAUACCCCAGAGCAAGGAGGCAGGAGAUCCAACUGGGUCAGAAAUUGGGCUGUGUGGAAAUACUUUAAGGACUAUUUUCCAAUCCAUCUCAUUAAAACUCAAGAUUUGGAUCCAAGUCACAACUAUAUAUUUGGGUUUCACCCCCAUGGAAUCCUCGUGGCUGGAGCCUUUGGAAACUUUUGUACAAAUUAUUCUGACUUCAAGCAGCUGUUCCCUGGCUUUACUGCGUACCUUCACGUGCUGCCAUUCUGGUUCCGGUGUCCUCUCUUCCGAGAAUAUCUGAUGAGCAGUGGGCCAGUUUCAGUUUCCAAGAAAAGUGUGUCCUAUGUACUAAGCAAGGAUGGAGGUGGAAACAUCUCUGUCAUUGUCCUUGGGGGUGCAGAAGAAUCACUGGAUGCCCAUCCUGGAAAAUUCACUCUGUUCAUCCGCCAGCGGAAAGGAUUUGUUAAAAUUGCUUUGACCCAUGGCGCCUGUCUGGUCCCAGUGUUUUCUUUUGGUGAAAAUGAGCUGUUUAAACAAAUUAGCAACCCUGAAGGCUCAUGGCUUAGAACCAUUCAAGAGAAACUACAGAAGAUCAUGGGGUUCGCUUUGCCCCUGUUUCAUGCCAGGGGAGUUUUUCAGUACAAUUUUGGCCUAAUGCCAUAUAGGAAAGCCAUCCACACUGUUGUUGGCCGCCCGAUCCCUGUGCGUCAGACUCUGCACCCGACCCUGGAGCAGAUUGAGGAGUUACAUCAGACCUAUAUGGAGGAGCUUAGGAAAUUAUUUGAGGAGCACAAAGGAAAGUAUGGCAUUCCAGAGCACAAGACUCUCAUUUUUAAAUGACUGGACUGGAAUAAGGCGUAAAGGACAACUGUGGGAAUAAGUAUUUUAAAUAAGUUUAUUUUUUCUUUUGCCUGUGGCGUCAGAUUUGCAACAGAAAAGUAUCAUUUAUGGUGAUGAAUGCUGAUGUAUCUGUGGUAAAUACAAGCACAGUAGACAACUGUAGGAUAGGGAUGGAGAUGGCUAUCAGACUUUUAAUAAUUUUCCUUGCUUAUGAAGGCUAAAUCAUUUUCAGGUUAUGAGCAGGUUUAGAAUUAUUCAUAUGCUUCAAAAAACAAAAGAAAGCUUCAAAAAAUAAUUAGACCUGGCCAGGCGUGGUGGCUCUUGCCUGUAAUCCCAGCACUUUGGGAGGCCGAGGCAGGCAGAUCACUUGAGGUCAGGAGUUUGAGACCAGCCUGGCCAAUGUGGUAAAACCCUGUCUCUACUAAAAAUACAAAAAUUAAACUGGGUGUGGUGGCUCACGCCUGUAAUUGCAGCACUUUGAGAGCCUGAGGUGGGUGGAUAACCUGAGGUUGGGAGUUUGAGACACGGAGAAACCCCAUCUCUACUAAAAAUGCAAAAUUAGCAGGGCGUGGUGGUGCAUGCCUGUGAUCCCAGCCCCUCAGAGGCUGCCAGCAGGAGAAUCAUUUGAACCCAGGAGGCAGAGGUUGUGGUGAGCCAAGAUCAUGCCAUUGCGACAGCGUGAGACUGUCUCAAAUAAUAAUAAUACUAAUUAAACCCUUUUACUAAACAUCACAAUAACUUAAGGCGGUGUUUUCAUGAAGUGCGACAGCUGACGUUCACCGCAGCCAGCCGUCUGGGAGACAGUGUGUAAAAUAGUUCGCCGUAUACAGCUGGAGGAAAUAUUUUUUCUGCUUCAACAGGUCAUCUGUUAAUGACCAAGGAUACUUUGAAUACUUAGUUUGAGCCUUUGGUCAUACCAACAGCACAUUUUUAUACAACAGCGCAGGAUUUUUAUGCCAUUUUCAAAAUGGGAUCUAUUGGUCAUACAAAAACUCAUGUGGACGGGAGCUGUCUCCUCACUUCUAUUUAUGCUUAGAAUCAUGCUCCUUUGCUGUAGAGAAGGAAAUCUAUUUGGAAGAUAGGCUUUUCCACAUGAUUUAGGACUAGAAAUUCUGGAAAUUCCAAAAAGGUUUUGUGCUAAUAGAAACGGUGUUAAUUUUCUUCCUGAAUGGCCUUUUCAUCAUAAAAUUUUCUCUAAAAGAGAGUGUUCUCCCUGGUGAGAUAUGUCUAGUUCAUAGUUUGCCAGGCUUUGGACUCUUCUCUGACCCAGCAUGAUCAGGGACUUUGCCCUUCCUGCUUCCUGAUGUCCCCUCAGUGCCCAGGUCAGCUUAUGGUGCUUAGUAGGCACAAAACAAGUAUUUGUUUGAUGAAUGUAUUUGUAGCUGAACAUGCAAACAAACAUUGCCAUUAAGCUGAGAAUUUUUAAAGCCACACCAUAGGAAGAGACCUGUUUUAAGAUAAGACCCACCUAACUGGGCACGGUGGCUCACGCCUGUAAUCCCAACACUUUGGAAGGCUGAGAUGGAUGCAUCACCUAAGGUUGGGAGUUCGAGACCAGCCUGACCAACAUGGAGAAACCCUGUCUGUACUAAAAAAUACAAAAUUAGCCAGGCAUGGUGGCACAUGCCUGUAAUCCCAGCUGCUUGGGAGGCUGAGGCAGGAGAACCUCUUGAACCCAGGAGGUGGAGGUUGCAAUGAGCCGAGAUCCGCUAUUGCACGCAGAAGGAGAAUAUUUGCUGUGUCUGAUUGUUCUGCACCAGUAAUCAACAACUGGUAAACCAAUUGAUAGGGAGCAAGUCAGAAAGAGGUUUCUGAUAAUUAGUCACUAAGUGUUAAGUAACUAGUCAGUGGACAAGAAGAAUGUCUAUUUCUAAACCAUGUCCACUGCUAGAUGUGAGUGCUUGUAGGCAACUUUAUGGAGUUGCCUCCCCACUUAUUGGAAAUAGGUCUUCAGGUUUCCAAUUUUUAAAUACUCAGCUCUGGGUUAGGGCGCGGAUUGAGAUUUAGUCACAGCAAAGUGCAAUCAUGCUGGGUAAUACCUUAAGAAGGAAAGCAUGUAACCGCCCCCCCCCCCCCCACCAACACACACACACACACACACACAAAUGCAAAACCCGGAAACUUCUCAGUUGUUCUACAGGAAGGUUUUUAGGCCAGAAUCCCUUUGAUUUCACCCUUGUUGAGCAAUCCAGGAGUCCACUGACCCUGGCUUGAUCAAAGCAGGGCCUUUCACUUAUUUUUAAAACCGACAAGUUGGGCCGGGCGUGGUGGCUCAUGCCUAUAAUCCCAGAACUUUGGGAGGUCGAGGUGGGCAGAUCACUUGAGGUCAGGAAUUCGAGACCAGCCUGGCCAACAUGGUGAAAUCCCGUCUCUACUAAAAUAUACAAAACUAGCCAGGCAUGGUGGCGUGCACCUAUAGUCCCAGCUACUUGGGAGGCUGAGGGAGGGGAAUUGCUUGAACCCAGAAGGCAGAGAUUGCGGCAAGCCAAGAUCGCGCCACUGCACUCCAGCCUGGCGACAGAGCAAGACUUGUCUCACAAAACAAAACUAAACUAAACUAAACAAAAACCAUGAGUUGUAUCCCCUUGGAGCAGGUUAUUAAAAGACCAUGCCACAUCAUCUUUGCGAUUUCACAGAGGUAUGAGUUUUAAUCUCACACUUAGUAUUGAGAGACCAGGCUUUUAUCUACCAAGCUUUUUUAUCUAUCAGGCAGUUAAAGCCCAUGCUUGUAAAUCAGAGGCAUUAAAAAGUGAAAAAAGUUCGCUCUCAUGAAAUUAUCUAAAAUUUUGCCAUUAAAAAUCUAGGCAUAAGCAACUGUAAUUUUGGCAUACAUAAAAUGUUAUUUUUCAGUACACAUGAUAGGGGGCGGGGAUGAUGGGGUUAUCUCUUUACAUAUUGCAAUAUCUAGAGAUCUUAAUUCAGCCAUGCCAGAAGUCUAUUCAUGUAUGCAAAGCAUACCUGUAAGUUCCAUUUAGUCCUGUAGAUUGCAAAUGAAUUUUUUGAUAUGAAUUUUUGCUACCAGACAACUGUUGGACAUAUUCACUAGUAUGGGUUGAUGGAGAUCUCUUCCAUUGUAAGGUUUCCAUCUACUAGGUAAUUGCACAUAAAUUUUAAACAGCAGCCGGGUACAGUGGCUCAUGCCUCUAAUCCCAGAACUUUGGGAGGCCAAGGUGGGUGGAUCAUCUGAGGCCAGGAGUUCGAGACCAGCCUGGGCCAACAUGGUGAAACCCCGUCUCUACUGAAAAUACAAAAAUUAGCUGGGCAUGGUAGUGCACACCUGUAAUCCCAGCAACUCAGGAGGCUGAGGCAAGAGAAUCACUUGAACCCGAGAGGCAGAGGUUGCAGUGAGCCGAGAUCGCGCCAUUGCACUCCAGCCUGGGUGCAGCCUGGGUGACGAGAGAGAAACUCCAUCUUGAAAAAGAAAAAUUUUUUUUUAAACAGCAAGGCAAAACAAUGAUAACAGAAAUAACCCUGGAACACUAUAAGAGAAACAUUUCCUUGGGAAGACGUGCAUGUAUGCUGUUUGAUUUGGACAAUUUUCCCUGUGUUUCCAUUGCAUCCUGGGUACAGCCUGAGUCAUUGCUUUUCUCUUGCAGCAAGAAAAUAAAAUUGUUGAUGACUAGCUAAGUCUAUUAUGCUCACAUUGAAGGUUGCAGCUUCAGUGCUUAUGAAGGACAGCCAGGUUCGCCCUUUUCAAAGGGGAACAGUAAAUGAUGCUAGAUAUUUUGCUGCAAAACCCUGGCAACUACUGUGAAAACAGUCCAAAUGUGUGUACUUUAGGGAUGAUGGGUGAAUCUUUAUUGUAUGCAUAGCAUUAAAAGUGAAAUUCCUGCUUUCCGUAGAAUGUACGUUUCUAUCAUAAGAAGCAUGGAGACGGAAUCUGGUUAUAAUGUCCGCACAUCUGUAACUUUACAUUUCUUUCAAACUACCUCACUGAUGCAGCCUACUAAAGUUUGUGAUAAAGAUGAAAAUAGUUUUGGGGUGCAUUAGCUCUAUACUUUUCCUCUGACAAGAGAUCCCAUUGACGGGAUUUGUUGAUUGGCUGCUUUUUCCAGUAGCCCAAGAUGGCUGGUUCUCAUAUUUGUAGGGUUUUUUGUUGUUGUUGUUGUUGUUUUUGAGAUGGAGUUUCACUCUUGUUGCCCAGGCUGGAGUGCAAUGGCGUGAUUUCAGCUCACUGCAACCUCCACCUGCUGGGUUCAAGUGAUUCUCCUGCCUUAGCCUCCCAAGUAGGUGGGAUUACAGGUAUGUGCCACCACACCUGGCUAAUUUUUUAUUUUUAGUAGAGAUGGGGUGAUUUCACCAUGUUGGUCUGGCUGGUCUCAAACUCCUGACCUCAGGUGAUCCACCCACCUUGGCCUCCCAAAGUGCUGGGAUUACAGCAUAUUUGUUUUUUUAACCUAAGUGGCCAAAUGUCUAUUUGUAGAGCUGGAGGAGUUACUUCAAGUAGAAUUUGUAUAUCUUUGUAAGGAAGAAAAACAGAGCGACUUCUAAAAUAACCAACCAGUUGCCCUAGUUUCUCUAAGAGAGCAAACACAGAACAGUUCUUUAUAUUAAAAACAAAGGGAUUUUUCUAGUAUCUUAUAUUUUUUGUUGUUAUAGUCAAUCCUUCCCAAACACCUGCAGCUUAGUGCCUUACAAUCUUCUAUCAAAAGGAAAAAGUUUAUCUCAAUCCAUGUUAACCCGUAGGAUGAUGACUUCCUCAGUAGCAGAAUCUGGAUCUUGUUUGCAUUUCGAUCCUGACCCAGACAGAGGUGGUCUCUAGCAGUUUCUUGGGGAAUGUUUGUGCACUAACCUAGAAAUCUUGUGGAUUGUGCCAAAGAAGGCAAAUUUUAGCACUAGAAGGGACUUCACCAUCUGCCUAAUUAUUCUUCCUGCCGAUGAAGCAGUUGAACCCCAGUGAAGUUUCAUGCAGAUGAAAAAUAACUCCAUCUUCGUAUUACUCUGCCCCAGAUUGAGCAGGUGGUACUGCUGGUCUAUGAUUGCUGAAUAAUAAACCUAAAAAUCCUCCUAUAAAACAGAAGUGUCAAAAAAAAAAAAAGAGUGUGAUUAAAAAUCCACUUGAAGUAAGGGAUUAAAUAGGGCUGAAGCAAGCUAUCUUAUUGGCACUGAGAACAUUUUUCUUUUUGGGGGCCGGUAUACAUCAUUGUUGAUUUUUCCCUUUUGUGAGAGCUAUUUUGGUGAUGUGUCUUGGGCAAAGUCCAAGUUUCCAACAACAAGUUUAGCCUCUAGAGCCUUAUGUAUUGGAGGAGUGAAUAAGGCAAGGUGUCAUAUGCCCAUGGCAACUGACAGAACCAGAAAAAAGUCUUCAUCAGUCGUUCUGUGAUCAUUAAUGCAGGCCAGAGCAAUCCUGUUACUCAACAGAGGUGGAGGCCAAACUUCUGUCACCUCAGUGACAGUGCUAAGCCCAGACUCAUUUCUGGCUCCAGCCUCAUUCAGCUGGGUUAUCACAGCUGCUUUUUUUUUUUUUUUUAAAUAGCUCUUAGGUUCUGGUGAAGAAUCAUCUUAGGCUCUCUCAAGAACAGACAUAAACCCGAUGUUCCUGCUGUUCCCAAGGGCUGCAUAAUUCUCUCCUACUCCAUUUCCAGACCAACUUGGAGCCUGAACUCUUUCUGAUUGGAUUCUAGACCCUGCAGUAUGGGUGUGCAGUGAUGUAGGGGCAAUCAGAGAAUGAGAACCUGGUUGCCCCACUCUUUUCUAUGCUCCAGUCUUCUGUUUUAGAUAGUCCUUCAGCCUUUGAUCUUUUAGUAACUGGCUACGUGACCUGGGCUCCAUUCUUUCCUAUGUAAAUAGGGUUAAGAGUGAAUGAUCCUCAAGGUCACUUCUGCCUGUAUCUUAUGGCCUCUGCCUGGCCUUCUGUCUGUCAGGGCAAUAAGGUCUCAUCGGAGGUGUAGGUUUAUCUGAUAAUUCUACCUUUUCCUCUGCCUCUGUCACUUUUUCUGUUCCUCCAGAAAUGCAGUGAGCUAGAAUGAUUGUCUCACUUUCUUGGCAUGUGUAUCUAUACGUGCAUAUACAAACACACACACGCAGAUGUUUUACAUAUCUGUACAUAUCACAAAUUAUAUAUAUAUAAAAAUCGCAAAUUAUAUAUAAUGUAAUCACAAAUUAUAUAUAUCAAAUUGCUACUGGAAUUUAUCCAGGAUCACAAUGAUAUUUACUCAUGUGUUUAUGAGAAAUAAUUUAAUUCCCUAAGUAAAAAGAGGUAGAAUUUAUCUAAGAAGCUACCUCCUUUUUAUCACUCAAAACUAUGGAAUAACACAGUUUAUUACUUGUUAAAAUCUUCAUAGGAGACUGUGAAGUUUUUAUAUUUCCUACAUGGGAUGUGCUAUAGUGUGUUUUUUAAAAGCUUUCCAUUUGUAAACGUUUUGACCAAUAAAUGUGUUUUUAUGCCUGAA
Callithrix jacchus (white-tufted-ear marmoset) is the source of this 7846-nucleotide messenger RNA. It is a transcript of the gene MOGAT1, whose product is annotated as monoacylglycerol O-acyltransferase 1. Gene Ontology annotation, biological process: triglyceride biosynthetic process; diacylglycerol biosynthetic process. The record is from RefSeq and is a predicted model, not a curated record. Gene Ontology annotation, molecular function: diacylglycerol O-acyltransferase activity. Lineage: Eukaryota; Metazoa; Chordata; Mammalia; Primates; Cebidae. Gene Ontology annotation, cellular component: endoplasmic reticulum membrane.